Mixia osmundae IAM 14324 is the source of this 1494-nucleotide messenger RNA. RefSeq lists its product as uncharacterized. The transcript is spliced from 4 exons. Bases 1 to 1494 code for a protein of 497 amino acids. The record is from RefSeq and is a predicted model, not a curated record. Gene Ontology annotation, cellular component: nucleus. NCBI's taxonomy places the organism in Eukaryota, Fungi, Basidiomycota, Mixiomycetes, Mixiales, Mixiaceae.
AUGCCGGCCCCCGUCAAUAUUCACUCGUCAGGCUCUUCUGACGGUCAGAGCAGCACAUCGGCUCAGACAGUCCACUCGAGGCCUUCAUGGGGCUACCGAAAUGGAUCGAUAUCGGGCUCCUUUCGCAAUCCAGAUGGAAUGGCCUUUGAGGCAACGCCAACCUCUUUCUCGCAUCUGAUGCUAUCCAAUUCGUCCCAGAUGCAGAUCACCGGCAUGUCACCUGGCUUUGGUCCGUUCUCCUAUCGCGCGGGCGAUCUCAUUUCGACCUCGCUCGGCAAGACCCCGGGCUCGUUCGGAGCUGCGGGCGGUCAGCUCGAAGAACGCUUCUGCAGAGGCUACCGCUGUUGCGGCCUAAAGCUUGAUGACCUGCACGGACUGCUCGAGCAUUUCGAGGAGCAGCAUGUUCUGCCUUCGGCCAAUUCGCCUUCUCUGACAGAAUCGAAUUCACCUUCGGACACUAACGACUCUCGGCCGGUCUCACCGGCACCCAUCAUGACAAGAUCCCAGUCAGAAAUACAUACCAAUAGCAAGCGACGCGCGUGGGAGGACUUGGCAAGCAUGCAGUCCCAUGGCGGCGCAGGCUUCGAGAUGGAUCUAGACCCUAGCAUGGGCAAUCUCGACGCCGAAUCUGCGUUCGACGCCCAACGUACCGCAGGCGGUCCAGUCGUCGUCGAUCUCACCAAGCCUUUCGGGCAACCCAAGACUGCUCUCAACUUUGAGGGUCUGCAGAACCUUGCUAGAUCAAUGUCAGCCAAGCGAGCGACACAGACGUCUGGCUUCAACCGCUCCGGCGCGUCAUCCCCUACUUCGAGCGUUCCUGGCACGCCGGGCACAGACAUGUCUGACGAUUUCGAGAUGUCAGUGCCGCCCUCACCACAAGCAGGCGUCCAGCCGAACAUGCUCUUCCCGCAAUCGCUCUCGCAAUUUGGCGAGAUCACACUCGAUGAUGACUCGCCAGCAGCGACCCUCAAUCCUCUGCGGCUAUCGCAGGGUCGGUCACAGCAGCCCAUGAGCGGUCAAAACGCCGGAAAUGAUCGGAUGUGGACUGCGCCGAGCAGCAAACCAUUCAAGUGCCCUGUCGACGGAUGUGACAAGGCAUACAAGCAACAGAAUGGCCUCAAGUACCACCGGCUGCAUGGCCACUGUAAUCAGAAUAAUCUCGGCAAACUACCCGAGAACAGAGACGGUGAACAUGUCUCCGAAUCAAUGCUUUCCGAGAUGGAGGAGAAGCCAUUUGGCUGCUACAUUGGAGUCAAUUGCGGGAAGCGCUACAAAAACAUGAACGGACUGCGUUACCACUAUCAGCAUUCGGGACCCCACGGACAGAUCGGUCUGCAGAUGCUAUCCGAGGGCUCGCACCCUGCGCCGACCUAUCCUGCUGGGCAUCGCCGCGUGGCUAGUGUCACUUCCUCAAGGAAUACAUCUCGCGCGGCUAGCCCUUCACUAAGCAACGUGACUGCCUUCCCGACUCUACCGAUCGCACUGGGCAACUAG